This is a messenger RNA of Carica papaya (papaya), 586 nucleotides long. NCBI's taxonomy places the organism in Eukaryota, Viridiplantae, Streptophyta, Magnoliopsida, Brassicales, Caricaceae. The record is from RefSeq and is a predicted model, not a curated record.
AUGGCUGAUGGAGGAAAUGUUGCUUUACAUGAGAUAGAUGGCUUAGUUGUGGUAUUAAAGCUACAAGGAGCAUGUGGGUCAUGUCCAAGUUCAACAAUGACACUGAAAAUGGGAAUUGAAACUCGUCUUCGUGACAAGAUUCCAGAAAUUAUGGCGGUAGAGCAGAUUUUGGACACGGAGACAGGACUUGAACUAAAUGAGGAAAAUGUAGAAAAGGUUCUUUCGGAGAUUAGACCAUACCUCUCAGGCACCGGAGGAGGUGAACUUGAACUUCUCCACAUUGAUGAUUAUGUAGUCAAGGUUAGACUGAGUGGGCCUGCAGCUGCUGUGAUAACCGUUCGUGUUGCAUUAACACAGAAACUCAGGGAAAAAAUACCUGCAAUUGCUGCUGUCCAGUUGAUGGAUUGACAAAAAAAUCCAGAGAGACAUCGUGCAUAGUAAAAUCGAGAAGAAGAAGAAGAUAGUUGGAAGGAAAUGUAAUGUUUCCUCACAGGUUUUAAUUUGUUCUUUGUGCAUAUUUACAGCUGUUUUCUGUAUACAACAUUAGGGGACACCCACUACAGAGAAAAGAGCAAAUUGUUCCAAA